CGAUUUAUUGCAGAAAACCUGAGCUGUUGCAUCGUGAGCAGAAGAGGCCCCAGCGCUAGCAGCCAUGUGUGACGACGAUGCGGGUGCGCUUGUCGUGGACAACGGGUCCGGCAUGUGUAAGGCGGGGUUCGCCGGUGACGAUGCGCCACGAGCCGUGUUCCCCUCAAUCGUCGGCCGUCCGCGUCAUCAGGGCGUUAUGGUGGGCAUGGGCCAAAAAGAUUCCUACGUAGGCGACGAAGCCCAGAGCAAGAGGGGUAUCCUUACACUCAAGUACCCCAUUGAACACGGAAUCAUCACCAAUUGGGAUGACAUGGAGAAGAUCUGGCAUCACACCUUCUACAACGAGCUUCGUGUUGCGCCAGAGGAGCACCCUAUUUUAUUGACCGAAGCACCAUUAAACCCUAAGGCGAACAGAGAAAAGAUGACACAGAUCAUGUUCGAGACGUUCAACUGCCCCGCUAUGUACGUCGCAAUUCAGGCCGUGCUGUCAUUGUAUGCAUCUGGUCGUACCACCGGUAUCGUACUCGAUUCCGGUGAUGGUGUAUCUCAUACUGUACCUAUUUACGAAGGUUAUGCUCUACCUCACGCUAUACUGCGAUUGGAUCUCGCAGGUCGCGAUCUUACCGACUAUCUCAUGAAAAUUCUCACCGAGAGAGGUUAUUCGUUCACUACCACGGCAGAAAGAGAAAUCGUGCGUGAUAUCAAAGAGAAGCUGUGUUACGUAGCUUUGGAUUUCGAACAGGAGAUGCAAACUGCAGCGGCAUCGACGUCGCUGGAAAAGUCGUACGAAUUACCUGACGGCCAGGUUAUCACGAUCGGCAAUGAAAGGUUCCGCUGCCCGGAGGCCCUAUUCCAACCCUCGUUCCUGGGAAUGGAGUCGUGCGGCAUUCAUGAGACCGUUUACAAUUCUAUCAUGAAGUGCGACGUGGACAUUCGCAAGGACCUGUACGCUAACACCGUAUUGUCCGGCGGAACCACUAUGUACCCCGGUAUCGCUGACCGAAUGCAAAAGGAAAUCACCGCGCUGGCCCCCUCCACCAUUAAAAUCAAGAUCAUCGCUCCCCCCGAGAGGAAAUACUCGGUAUGGAUCGGAGGGUCCAUUCUCGCUUCCCUGUCCACCUUCCAGCAGAUGUGGAUCUCGAAGCAGGAGUACGAUGAGUCGGGCCCCGGUAUCGUUCACCGCAAGUGCUUCUAAGCGCCCCGCCCUUGCGCCCUCCUCUAUUUGCUUUUAUAAAAUUUUGUACAAUUCAAUACGAAAAAUGUAUUUAUUUUAUAUGACUCGUUAGAGACUGCACGCUGUUGCGUUAUCUUGUAAGUCAGUUAAUAUAAGUUUAUGUGGUUUAAUUAUAAUUUCGCUACAUU
Messenger RNA from Diatraea saccharalis (sugarcane borer), 1362 nucleotides. NCBI's taxonomy places the organism in Eukaryota, Metazoa, Arthropoda, Insecta, Lepidoptera, Crambidae. The record is from the annotation of a GenBank genome assembly.